This is a messenger RNA of Drosophila virilis, 2568 nucleotides long. It is a transcript of the gene pyr, whose product is annotated as pyramus. NCBI's taxonomy places the organism in Eukaryota, Metazoa, Arthropoda, Insecta, Diptera, Drosophilidae. Gene Ontology annotation, molecular function: growth factor activity. The record is from RefSeq and is a predicted model, not a curated record.
AUUAAAUAUUACAUAUAUAUACACAUGUAUAACUUUUGAUUUCCGUUUGGAUUUUUGAUACGUCGCAACUUUUCGUCACCUCAACUCAAAUGUACGUUUCCAGACGGCAUCACGCACAAACCCAUGUUGGAUUAUAAUUUAUACCCUUAAAUUUGGGGGCUACAAUGCGGCCAGAAAUAUACAAUGUUACUACAGUUCAUGCUGCUCAAUGUCAGGAUUAUUUUUAUACUGAUGGUAAUGCUUGCUCUUGUAUCAACAACAUGUGCAAAGAAAACGGAAUACAUCUUAACACUCAAGACCCACAACAAUCGGGCGCUGCAUAUCAAUGCGCACGGCCGGGUAACAGCCGAGGAUAUAUCACUGGCACAAUCCUUCACAAUGGACAGUGUUGGCGAUGUACUCAGCGAGGAUUUCAAAAUCACCAUCUAUGCCAAGGAUGUGGACUACUAUUUGUGCUUUGCCCAAGGCAAACUUGUUGGAAAGAGAAACGUCACAAACGACUGCCACUUCAGAGAGUCAAUGGAUCAUGGCUAUUAUCAGUAUACAAAUGCCUACAAUCCGGUGCUGCGAGUAGGAAUCAAGCGAAACUUUCGCCCGAUUGGGCCAAGGGAUAUGAAUAAGUUGCAUCGACAUACCUGUUUCCUAUUCUAUCGCGAGAAGGCCGAACAUUUCCACAGCAAUUUGGCCAAUUGGAAAAGCAAGGCGACAACAACAAAGGGAACGACAACAACUAGUAGCACGACAACAACAACUACAACUACAACUACAACGACAACAACAACAACAACGUUGAGCCCAGUGGCAGGGACAAAACGCGCACGUGGCAAGCCGCAGCGUCGCCCGCAGCCAACAGCAGCAACAACAACAACAACAAAAACAAGUAUUAAUAGCGAUAGUUCUUCUAACAACAACAACAAUAGCAACAACAGCAACAAAAACAAAAACAAAAACAACAACAACAACAAUAGCCUUAAGUCCCACAAGCAAGCCAACAACAAUGCGUUGGAAGAUGCGCUGCGCGAACAGCAGAUCAUCAAGCGCAAUCAGCAACAUCAGCGACGCGUGCAGCAUCGCCGCCGGCAGCGGCAACAGCAUCGAAAGCAACAUGCCAAGGCCGCCGGCGCCAUGCUGAAGCCGCAGCCCAAGAAUCUGGUCGGGCGUCAUCAUCACAACAAUGCAACGCUGCUGGAGCGUCGUCGACGCCGGCGCCUGCAGCGACGCCGCCAGCAACUGGAAGAUCAGCAGCAACAGCAACAGCAGCAACGGGAGCAACAUUCCGCCGAGCAGCAGCUGCCAACAGCAUCGUCCUCCUCAUCGUCCUCCUACACAGCGACAGCGGCGUCGACGGCGCUGACAGCAACCGCUUCGCUGGCGCCCUCGGCCCUCAAUUUGUUUGCCAUGCUGGCGGCGAGUCAACGCAAGCGCGGACGCCGAAAACGUGAGGCAGCGGCAGCAGCGGCAACGGCGGCAACGAGCGGUGCUGCUGGCAUGGAUAUGCAGCUGGUGGAGACGCCGUCGCAGCAGCAGCAGCAACUGCAACAACUGCAGCAGCAGCAGCAGCAGCAGGAGCAGAAGCAGCAGUCACAGGGUGCGCAGCAGCAACAAAAUGAAUACUCAAAAGCCUAUGUUAAUAGUAACUUAAACUUAAUGCUAAAACAUAAACUAAAUGUAGAACUUAAUUUAAAUAGUAAUAGCCCUAAUGUUAAUAAUGCAAUACCUGCCUUGCCAAAAAACUACAACUACUUGUACAGUAACGAGCAUUAUAAUAUGAAUACUAAAAGUAGCACGACUGAUUCUAGUAGUUUAGACACUAGCACUAAGUUCGAUAGUCCAAAUAGCCAUAGCAAUAGCCAUAGCCGUAGCCAUAGCCAUAGCCAUAGCCAUAGCCAGGGGGGCAACCUGAGAAGGGGCGUUGUUCAAUUCAAUUUCAAUGAGAACAUUGACAAUAAUCUUAAGCAAUUGAUAAACGAUCGAAUUGAUAGCAGCAGCAGCAGCAGCAGCAGCGACAGCGAAGACAGCGCAGCUGUAGCAACUGUUGCCGCUGCGACUGCAACAGCAACUGUUGUUGUUGUUGCGCCCAAUCGCAAUCAUAUUGUUGAGCAUAAUAUAAGCGACGAUAGCCAUAGCAACAACAACAACAACAACAACAACAGUAACAAUAGCAACAGCAAUGACAGCCAGAAAGCAGACAGCAACUACUUCGGACUAGAAUUGCAACAACAGCAGCAGCAGCAGGAACAGCAGAUACAACAACAACCUAAUAUUAAUAACUAUAAUGCAAAUAUUAAUGUUGUUUACAAUAAUCGCAACGAUAAUAAUGCGGCGCUGCAGCCCAAUCAUAACCAUAAUAGUAAUUAUAAUGAGCAACUUGCGAAUGACGAUGAAACGAUACGAAUUCAAAAUAAAUAUGAAACACAUGUAGUACAAUACAAACCUGACGUAUUCAUUUCAAAGCGGUUGCUUUGUACUUUUUUUCUUAAUCCUAAUAAUGGCUUGACGCCAAAAAUAAGCGUCAGGAUACUCAAGGAUACGGACAAUAUAAAAAGGAUUCGCCAGGAUUCCCAAUGA